AUGUGUUCAUCAGUUUUUUUAGAGGGGAAAGACACUCGCGGUUCUCGUCAGGCCAUCUCUACAAAGAGCAUCUCUACAAAUCUAGAAACAAUCAGAAACACCUUCAUUGAUGCCAUCAUUGAAGACCUCAGAAAAAGGCGACCGCCUUUUCGAGCUCCUGACAGCGAUUCGAGAGAGUCAAGGAUUUCGAUUAGAGCUGUUUAUAAUGAAAUCUCUGGUGGAUUUAAAGCUUGUUGCUUUCUUGAAAAUUUCAAGGAAGGUUUCAUGAAGCAUGGCAAACUACAUAUGCAGGCAGAACUUCUAUCGAGUAUCUCGAACAACAGGGUGGGGAGUUCCGACGUUUCGAAUAAAGGUUUCCAGGUGAUGUUAAAUAGUCUAGGUCGGAGAAAAGUUCUUAUUGUUGUUGAUGAUGUGGAAGAAUUAGAACAUAUUGAAGCUUUACUUGGAGAGCCACAUUCCUUUGGUGGUGGAAGCAGAAUUAUUAUAACAACCAGAGAUUCGCAAUUACUAAGCAUAGCUGGUGAGAUAUAUAAUCCCCAGAUUUUGAGUGAUUCUGGAGCUCUGGAACUCUUUAGGCGGUACGCCUUCAGAAAAAACCAACCCACCAGAGAUUAUGAUGAUCUCUCCCGUCGUGCCGUAAAAUAUGCUCGAGGUCUGCCUUUAGCACUCAAAGUCUUGGGAGCUUUUCUUUAUAACAAAAAUGUACGCCAGUGGGAAAAUGAGUUAGAAAAAAUAAAGAAAAUCCCGCAAAAGGGAAUUCAUGAUGUGCUUAAAACAAGCUUCGAUGGACUAGAUGACAUGGAGAAGGAUAUCUUUCUAGAUAUUGCAUGUUACUUUAAAGGAAUGAGAGAAGACUGUGCAACCGAAGUUCUGCACAGCUGUGGUUUCUAUCCUGAUAUUGGAAUAAAAGUUCUAAUCGAUCGAGCUCUAGUAACUGUCUCAACGAAGGGGGAACUGGAGAUGCAUGAUUUACUAGAGGAAAUGGGUCAGAAAAUCGUCUACCAAGAAUCUAUCAAAGAGCCUGGGAGACGAAGUAGGUUGUGGAGUUAUGAAGAUGUUUUUCAUGUGAUAACUAAAAAUACGGGUACAGAAACAGUCGAAAGCAUAAUCCUCGAUUCGUGGAACUCAGAUGAGGGAUGCUUAAUGGUUGAAGCUUUUGAUAGGAUGACUAAACUAAGACUUCUCAAGAUCAGUGCUCACGGCAUACAACACCUGACUGGGCCCUUAAAGUUUGUUUCUAGUGAGUUGAGGUGUCUUUCCUGGUCUGGAUACCCUCUCAAGUCUUUGCCAUCCAACUUUCAAUUCGAAAAUCUUGUUGGACUUGACAUGCAAUAUAGCCUCAUUGACCGACUUUGGGAAGGAACCCAGACGCAGGAAAAGUUGAAAUUCAUCAAUUUAAGUCAUUGUCAUAACCUUGAGAUAACCCCUGACUUCACAAAUGUGCCAAAUCUUGAGAGGCUAAUUGUUCAAGGUUGUACACGCUUAGUUGAGGUUCACGGGUCGAUUUUGGCUCUUACAAAAAUUGUUUUAUUGGAUCUGAGUUUGUGCGGGCAACUUAAGAUUCUACCCAGCAAAGUUUGUAUGAGAUCUCUCAAAACCUUUGGUCUUUUUGGCUGCCGGAGUCUUGAGAUGUUUCCGGAGAUUUCAGAAGUGAUUGAGGGGUUAGAAAAGCUUGAUUUAUCCGGGUCAAGAAUUAAAGAACUGCCCCUGUCAAUUAAUAAUCUCACGGGGUUGAGUCAUUUGAACCUAUCAAAAUGCAUGGAACUUAAGAUUCUACCCAGCAAAGUUUGUAUGAGAUCUCUCAAAACCUUUGAUCUUUCUGGCUGCUCCAGUCUUGAGAUGUUUCCAGAGAUUUCAGAAGUGAUUGAGGGGUUAGAAGCGCUUGAUUUAUCCAGGUCAAAAAUUAAAGAACUACCCCUGUCAAUUAAUAAUCUCACGAGGUUGAGUUAUUUGGACCUAAACAAUUGCAAGGAACUUGAGAGUCUUCCAAGCAGCAUUCGUAUGAAAUCUCUCAAAACCCUUGAUCUUUCUGGUUGCUCGAGUCUUGUGAUGUUUCCAGAGAUUUCAGAAGUUAUUGAGGGGUUAGAAGAGCUUGAUUUAUCUGGGUCAAAAAUUAAAGAACUACCCCUGUCAAUUAAUAAUCUCACGGGAUUGAGGUGUUUGCUUAUGAUGAAUUGCAAGGAACUUGAGAGUCUUCCAAGCAGCAUUUGUCAACUCAAAUCCUUUUACCGUCUCUCUCUUUACAAUUGUACAAAAUUUGAGGUGUUUCCAAGCAUUGAAGAAAAUAUGGAAGGAUUAAGAAUGCUUUUCUUGGGUGGAACAUCUAUCAAAGAGCUUUCCCCCUGGAUUGAACGCCUUACGGGGCUUCAGGUUUUAAGUCUGAUAAAUUGCAAAAGACUUGUACACAUUCCUGACACUCUAUGUAAUUUGGCACGCCUUAGCAUAUACACAUAGCUCCGUCCUGGCCCGGGUCCCUCUCCACCCCAACCCCCCAAUUUCUAGGGGUUUUGGGUACUCUGUGCUGAUUAAACACAUGGAUACGAAGCUUUGUUUUGAAGCAAUCAAUCGGACACUACACCGCGUUGCGGCGGCUUUGGUGGCAUUUUCCAAGGAGAGGUACAUAACUCCACCGCAGAAACUGUGAAGAUACUGGUAAUGUCAAUUCCCGAUGCUAACUUGCUAAUGCCACCGGUGUUCCUCCAAUUUGGGUGAAAGGGAAGAUGCAUGAGAUUGUAUCGUCUGGAAUUAGCAGUCUAAAAGGGCACAUCAAGAGGAGGAAUAAAUAAGAGCCUCAACGAUUUCAUCUCCCUCUAUGGAAGAAUGUCCCUUGUACCAGCUGAUGCUAAAGCUGUAGACGCUAGAAUUGAAUGGUUCUGGUAGAUAUUUCUAGCAUCUGUAUAUAUACUGUUUGGAGAAGGACGUUAUCGCGAUUCAGGGCCGGCCCUGUCCCAGUGCAAACAGUGCACCUGCCCAGGGCCAAAAUUGUUUUGGGGCACUUCUUCCUUUGCGAAUCGCGACAGCGGUGACCAGAGCCUUUCUUCCAGACCAGUGCCCUUUGGUCGCAGCUUUCCUUAUCAGCCUCUUGACCUCCGAAAUUGCUGCAGAAAUUGCCCAAAACUCGACUGAAUUUUACAGAAUUGGUCGCUAUCGUUCACCGCUGCAGUCCUCUGUGCGCAGCUCAUUGAGCUUUCUGGGUACUCUUGCUCCUAGCACACAAUUCAGACGAAAGAUGGGUUACUUACUAGAUUUGAGAUGGGAAGGACUAAUAGUAUAGAAGUCGUGUUUGUUAGUGCGAUUUCUGUUUGGUUUGAGAUGUGGAGGACUAUUGAGAUUGCUUUGGUGGGGAUUGUUCUCCGUAACUGAUCCGUGAGUAAAAUAUUGAUUCUCUGGACGCCUGAUUAGUGAAAAGCCAUACUUUCAUAGCUCCUUCCAACAUGUGGACAGAUUACGUCGUACAUUUUGUGUUGUGAUUGCUUCCCUUUACGUUUUUCCGCCAAUCUUCGUGCACCAUUGAUAGUGAUGCCAGUUUUAGUUGCAUGCUCACAUAAAUCUGCCAAAAAUACACAUGUCAGGAUUUUAAAUCCCUUUGUGCGCCAUUUAUUCUGCUAACUUUCAUUU
This is a messenger RNA of Malus domestica (apple), 3618 nucleotides long. The record is from RefSeq and is a predicted model, not a curated record. NCBI's taxonomy places the organism in Eukaryota, Viridiplantae, Streptophyta, Magnoliopsida, Rosales, Rosaceae.